AACUGAACCCAAUCAAGACUUCCAGGCCGUAUUACUUCUAGACCGUGUCACUUUGGGGGCUUGCCUCCGGAUUUCUUCUGAACACAGUCUAACUUUGGAACCUCGUCCUUGGAACUUUUUGAGGACUAUCGACUCACCCAGAAAUGGCUUACAUAAUGAAGAAGGAACACGCCUUUUGGCUAUCUGUGUGUCUGUUGUUUAGUGUUGUUCCUGAGCUGCUUACUGCUCUGCCCGAGGAAGCUGAUGGACAUGCAGAAAUCACAGGUUCCGAGCGGCCCCCGAUGAAACCGAAGCACACGUUUUGUGCCAUGAAGAUGGAUGAUGGGCCAUGCAAAGCCAUGAUAUGGAGUUAUUUUUUCAAUAUGGCUACUCAACAAUGUGAACAAUUUAUAUACGGGGGAUGCCUAGGAAACGAAAACCGAUUUGACACCCUGGAAGAGUGUAAGGCAACAUGCAUAAAAGGUUAUAAAAAGAAGACUGUAAAGACACCAUCCGGAGCAGAAAAGCCAGAUUUCUGCUUCUUAGAAGAGGACCCUGGAAUCUGCCGCAGCCUCAUUACUAGGUAUUUUUAUAACAACCAGUCAAAGCAGUGUGAACAAUUCAAGUAUGGCGGGUGCCUAGGCAACCUCAACAACUUCGAGACUUUGGAUGCGUGUAAGAACACCUGUGAGGAUCCAGUGAAUGAGUUACAGACGGGUGACUACACACCUGAUCUCAAUACUGUAAAUACCACUUUGACUCCCCAGUCUACCAAAGUGCCCAGCCACUGGGAAUACCACGGCCCUUCCUGGUGUCUUAGUCCGGCAGACAGUGGACUGUGUCAAGCCAACGAGAAGAGGUUCUACUUCAAUUCAGCCAUUGGGAAAUGCCGCCAAUUUAAGUACACUGGAUGUGGGGGAAACAGUAACAAUUUUACUACCAAAAGAGAGUGUGUUAGAGCGUGUAAAAGAGGUUUCAUCAAAAGAAUACCAAAAGAAGGAGUAAUUAAAAUCCAAAGAAGAAAGAAACCUUCAGUUAAAGUAGUAUAUGAAGCCAUUAAUUAGUGUGAAGAUAUAGCCACAUUAUUGUUACAUUAAUUUCACUAAAUAUUUCUAUAACCUAUUUUUACUAUGACGUCUAUUCUUCUACUACAAUAAUGUUAAUGAAUAUGUUAAUAGUUAAUUUUCCAGGCCAUUCUGUCUGCUAAGGAUGUGUUUUCAUUAGUGUUUCUUUUCUAAUCCAGCCAAUGUACUUUUUUAAAGCUAUAAUUUGUUAACUGGCUACUGUGAAUUUUGUCUUGAUCCCUUUCAAACUGUUUUCGAUUUAAUUACAAGUUCUCCUACUCCUAACCACUUGAACCAGUUUUCUCGUUUCCGUUGGUGACCAUCUACUGGAAGACAUGUUUUCAUUUGUUAUGAUCAUGAACAUUAUGUACCCUUGAAAGUCUAAACCUUCUCAAAUGAUUUCAUUUUUAAAAAUGUAAGAAAUAAAAUAUUCCAGCCUGAACAAUAAGCUUGACUGUUACACUGGUAUUUACUAAAGAACUUGUUACUUAUCUUGUUACUUGUUUACAGAGUUGUAAAAUCAAAUAAAAACCAUUGUCCCAGCUUUA
Molecule: messenger RNA, 1591 nt
Organism: Peromyscus eremicus (cactus mouse)
Lineage: Eukaryota; Metazoa; Chordata; Mammalia; Rodentia; Cricetidae
Gene: Tfpi
Product: tissue factor pathway inhibitor
Exons: 8
Coding region: 144-1043 (299 amino acids)
Biological process (GO): negative regulation of peptidase activity
Cellular component (GO): extracellular region
Molecular function (GO): serine-type endopeptidase inhibitor activity
Source: RefSeq, a predicted model, not a curated record